AUGGCCACAGAAGCAGCAUUCGUCAAACUCUCUGAAAUCCUCGCGCAGGAGGAGUUCUCCGAUAACAAUGCCGCUCCAAUAUCAGAUGAUCCCAACUUUGUCAUUCACCCUGCUGAUACAUGGUGCGGUACAGUCGAGGCAUCUCCUCAACCUGCACCAGAUGUCUCCAUCGAUGCCUUUAUUCCUGACCGGACUCGUCAUCUAUGGCGACUUGACGACGUCAUUACUUAUGGUUUCAUGCCAUACGAAACCAAGUACAAACGAAACAUUGACGAUACUGCGGAGAACUGUGAACCGACAGAAUUUCGGAAAGACACUGUAAAAGCCGUUCUGAAGUUCUACUUGAACUAUCUCCCUCUCAAUUUCCAAGAAACGAACGAAGACAUGAGCAAGCUCGACUUCUCUAACCCAGAGCAUCGCAAGAAAGUCGAUCUCCGCAUCGCUUUUGGCUCCCCAGUUCAACAAGGCUAUUGGGGGUGGGCGAUGGGGAUUGGGCCUCGGAUCCGCCAAAAAGUGUUCAUGAACAAGCCACCAGAAGCACCCGGGCCAACAUAUGCUUCCGUCUUUUUGGGAGGCAUUCCUUCUUCGGAAGAGGAGGCGAAAAAAAUCACCGAAAAAUGGCGCAAGGAGACGCAACGAACAAUCUACCACGAAAUCGGUCAUGUCCUUGGAUUAGAACACGAGCAUGCGUCGCCGCUAUCGCCGACGACCGGGGAGCUGAGGCCAGUGACUGAAACUAUGGUCGCCACACUGUUCGACGAGCAGAGCAUCAUGCUAUAUUCGGGCAUAAAGUACAAAGCAGAUCCGAAAAAGGUCACCAAGGACACCUUUUCCCCGUCUCACACUGAUCUUGUGCUUCUUAUGUUGAUGUAUCCAGACAGCGCAAAAGAAGACGGCAACUUUGCGAAAGCGGCAAAGAGCAUGGGUUACACGAAAGACUCGCGAGACAUCAUGUUGGACAUGUUGCAUCAUGCUCUCGAAGACCCAACUGGGAUACAACACAAGAUCAUCGACAGGUUGCGCGAGGUCAUUGCCGACAACAUCAACGACCAUCCGCGGCUUGCAGUUUGA
This is a messenger RNA of Mycena indigotica, 1071 nucleotides long. Its product is annotated as ZnMc domain-containing protein. Gene Ontology annotation, molecular function: metallopeptidase activity. The transcript has 4 exons. The record is from RefSeq and is a predicted model, not a curated record. The coding region runs from base 1 to 1071 and encodes 356 amino acids. NCBI's taxonomy places the organism in Eukaryota, Fungi, Basidiomycota, Agaricomycetes, Agaricales, Mycenaceae.